Molecule: messenger RNA, 1129 nt
Organism: Rana temporaria (common frog)
Lineage: Eukaryota; Metazoa; Chordata; Amphibia; Anura; Ranidae
Exons: 7
Coding region: 71-796 (241 amino acids)
Source: RefSeq, a predicted model, not a curated record
UUUCUAAGAUGUGAUAGGAGAGAGCAAAGAUCAAUUCUGCAGAGACACAAGUCAGGAGACACGUAGGACAAUGGCCCCUCAAAAACUCACGGUUGGGAUUUUCUCGCGAGAUGGACAGGACAAUUAUAAAUGGCUGAUUCAUGUGCUUCGGCAAGCCAUGUUUCUGGAUUUGGUACAAUAUACUUUUCCUGUAUAUAUCGGUAAUAAUGUCCGGGCCUUCACGGACGCUUUGGCUCAGUGCACAUUCGCCAUCCUAUAUCAUACCAAGAAGAGUGGUCGCCUGAACAUUACCGAUGUCACCGAAUCCCUCUACGAUGAAGAACUCAAAGACUUGGCAGGUCAACUAGGAAGCAAUGUUGUUGUGGUGGUGGAUGACCUGGAUGACAGCAGUGAGGGGAUCAAGAGAAGAAUGUUGAUUGAACAGCCCCUCAUUAAGGCCUGCGCACGUGAUCUUAUUCUCAUCAGCGAGUCGGAGAAGAAAGCUGCAAAUUUGACGGGAUCUGAUCCAAGGUGGAGUCCACCUCCCAUUUCCCAAGAGUCCAAUGGCUCCAUGGAGAGCAAAAUAUAUAAACUAAAGCAAUUCAUGGAAGAAGCAUUGGGUAUCAGUUCAGGAAAACCAGCACAUGAGACGAGUCUUCUCCUUAGAGAUAAACCACAACUUCUUGUAGACCAGCCCAAAGAGCCAAACACAAGGCCAAAGAAAAGCAACCGCAAGAAAUGGUUGAUUAUUGGAGGUGUCAGCAGCGCCCUCUUUGUGAUUAUACUGAUUAUUGUUCUUUGCCUCACCUUAAAAUAACGUCCACAAGAAAUAAUCUGAAGAGACACUAACAGGCCUUUGAUCUUAAAAUUACCCCCCAACUUUCUCCAUCGAAGGGAUGAAAAGAUGGAAGAAACCUGGAAAAAUGGACUUUGUAUUAGGAAAUGACUCGUAUGCGAUCCACAGAUCGUCCCGAUAUAUAUAUACACAUUCGUAUCUCAUAAUCACAGGGUGCAGAGGCAUCUGCAGGUCACUUUAUCAUUAGAGCCUCCUAACGUGCAUCUCUAUUCAAUGGCUGCUGUAAUUGCAGAGAAAGGGGGUUCUACAAAGUAUUAGACAUCUGCAUUCGUUUUCGUCCGAAUUUCAGGUAUU